AUGCAGUUCACCAAAUCAACCAUCGUCGUCCAGGCUCUUCUCCUCGCCGUGCUUGUUACGGUUACGCAAGCUCAAAUCCUCAGCGACAUCACUAGCGCUUUGGGCGAAGUAACCUCAGCUGCAGGAGGUGUCUUGUCCACCGUUACUUCGGGAGCCGCGGGCGCCUUUAGCACUGCCACAUCGGGAGCUGGCGGCGUGUUUACGACGGUAACCUCGGGAGCGGGUGGUGCUUUCUCCACUGUCACCUCGGGUGCUGCAGGUGCGUUUAGCACGGCUACAUCGGGCGCAGGCAGUCUGGCUACUGGCGCAUCUUCGGGAGCAGGUAGCGCCGCCAGCGCCGCCUCGUCUGGGGUGAGCAACGCGGCUGUUGGCCAGUUGUCCGCCGGUCUUCCCAUUGGCGCCCUCGCGGCUACCUUGACUGUCCUACUCGGCUCAGCCAUCGCUGGCUCUCUGAUGCUUUGA
Mycosarcoma maydis (corn smut) is the source of this 462-nucleotide messenger RNA. RefSeq lists its product as uncharacterized. NCBI's taxonomy places the organism in Eukaryota, Fungi, Basidiomycota, Ustilaginomycetes, Ustilaginales. The coding region runs from base 1 to 462 and encodes 153 amino acids. The record is from RefSeq and is a predicted model, not a curated record. The transcript has 2 exons.